Pelobates fuscus (common spadefoot toad) is the source of this 1358-nucleotide messenger RNA. RefSeq names its product transcription factor B1, mitochondrial (gene TFB1M). The coding region runs from base 81 to 1109 and encodes 342 amino acids. The transcript has 8 exons. NCBI's taxonomy places the organism in Eukaryota, Metazoa, Chordata, Amphibia, Anura, Pelobatidae. Gene Ontology annotation, biological process: transcription initiation at mitochondrial promoter; rRNA methylation. The record is from RefSeq and is a predicted model, not a curated record. Gene Ontology annotation, cellular component: mitochondrial matrix. Gene Ontology annotation, molecular function: rRNA (adenine-N6,N6-)-dimethyltransferase activity; mitochondrial transcription factor activity.
CACAUGACUUGUAGAAAACCGCAUGGGGUCCCAGUAGAACCUUCGGAGGACGUUUAGGAGGCUGUUUGACUCCUCCGUUUAUGUUUGCCAUGAGUAUUACACAAAAGCUCUCCACUUUGCGAUUGCCUCCAUUGCCAACAAUUGGAGAAAUUAUUAAACUUUACAAAUUAAAGGCAGAAAAGCAGCUCUCACAGAAUUUUCUUCUUGAUUUGAGACUUACAGAUAAAAUUGUCAGAAGAGCUGGAAAUUUAGAAGAUGCCUACGUCUGUGAAGUUGGUCCAGGGCCAGGAGGCAUUACAAGAUCACUCAUAAAUGCCGGUGUUGCAGAUCUUCUUGUGGUUGAAAAAGAUACCAGAUUUAUUCCUGGACUAAUGAUGUUAAAUGAAGCAUCCAUGGGGAAAGUGAGAAUUGUUCAUGGUGAUAUUCUUACUUACAAAAUGGACAGAGCAUUUCCUGGCCAUUUGAAGAAGCAGUGGGACGAUGAUGUACCAAAUGUGCACAUCAUUGGAAAUCUGCCCUUUAACGUGUCAACCCCUUUGAUUAUCAAAUGGCUGGAGCAUGUGGCAAACAGAAGUGGGCCUUUUGUAUAUGGUCGGACGCAAAUGACUUUAACUUUUCAGAAAGAAGUAGCCGAGAGAAUGACAGCAAGCACUGGGGGAAGACAACGGAGCCGACUGUCCAUUAUGUGCCAGUAUCUCUGCAAUGUAAAAAAUAGUUUUACUAUUCCCGGCUCUGCCUUUGUUCCGAAACCUGAGGUGGAUGUUGGAGUUGUGCAGUUUACCCCAUUAAUACAACCACAAAUAGAACAGCCUUUCAAACUUGUUGAAAAAGUAGUCAGAAGUGUCUUUCAGUUCAGAGGAAAGUACUGCCACCAUGGAGUUGCAAAUUUAUUCCCUGAAGAACAUCGCUUGAAGCUUACUGAAAAAUUGCUGAUGUUAGCAGAUGUGGAUCCAACGAGGCGGCCAUAUGAGCUUUCCAUGAGCCACUUUAGAGAUUUGUGCAAUGUGUACAGACAACUGUGUGAUCAGGAUCCCAAUUUGUUUUCUUAUAAUUUCAGAGAAGAAUUGCGUUUGAAAAAGCUCCACAGAAUAUCGCACAAAACAAGUUGAAAAUAGUGAGGUGAUGAAGGUUUAAGUUAUAAGCAAAUGGCCCUCUUUAUUCAAGAAAAGAAAAAACACUUCCAGGCAAAGUGGACUGUUACUGUGACAAGUGAGGGUUAUGUGUAAAGAAUAAUACUGGGGAGAACUUGCCAAACUUGUUGAGCAGUUACUCUAGAAAUCAAUGGAAUAUGCAUGAUGAUUGCUCCACAUUUAGAGAUUUGAACACAACCCCACUUUUUCUUUUUUUUUUUUGGAGUG